Messenger RNA from Pseudomassariella vexata, 764 nucleotides. RefSeq lists its product as uncharacterized. NCBI's taxonomy places the organism in Eukaryota, Fungi, Ascomycota, Sordariomycetes, Amphisphaeriales, Pseudomassariaceae. The coding region runs from base 1 to 720 and encodes 239 amino acids. The transcript is spliced from 2 exons. The record is from RefSeq and is a predicted model, not a curated record.
AUGUUUAACUCUAUUAUCUCCCUCGGCCUUUUCGGUCUAGCCUCCGCAGUGCCACUGACUUCGCGUCAACUGCCCAACUACCCUCCAUCGUCCUCUUCCACAGGCUUCAAGCUAGUCGUCAAUGUUACCGACCCGGCACAUGAUCUUUCUCCUUCCGUCAACGGCCUAUUCUUACAAGCCAUACACACUGGCGCUGGCCUCAAUGAUGCAGUUCUGCAGGUCGAUGGCAGGAUAUUCUACCAAAAUGGCACUGCCGACGAGAUCCGCUACAACCAAGGCAACAUCUUGACCGACGGCGGCAACCCACCCUUCCCUAGCGGCAUCGACGUUCAGAACAAAGACACAACCGACGCCGAUGGCAAGCACGAAGUCGCCAUCAAUGGCGGCGCGGGCACCAAGGGCGUAUCUCUCGCUUUGUUCCCGGUCCCUUACACCAUACUUACCUUUAUCGCCCGCGGCACUUUUGUAGCGUGCGAUCAGUUCGUUCCCUACUACAAGCAGAACUUCAUCACCAUUCGCUAUGCUUACGACAUCAUCAACCCACUUACCUCUCAAUUCGAGCAUGACAUCCCUCAGGGAUGUGUGGCUAUCAACUUAAUUCCUCAAUGCGAUGUACUGCCCCAGCUUCCUGUUCCGGCUAUUGCCAGCCACCAGUUUGCUGCCAAUGUCAAGUGCUAUCCAGAUGUUCGGGCGAUCGACUGGACAAAGUAUGGCCCUUGAAGCCGUUGGGACAUGAUGACAGGAUUGAGAAAAAGAGAAGUUAG